AGCACCAUCUCCAUCAUCAUUUUUCGGCAAGGAUCACCGGAAAACUCUAGAGAAAAAAGCAAAAUAUGGAUAAUGGUAAACGACCCCAGAUGGAAGAAGCCGAUUUGACUAAUCCGGAAAUCUUGAAAUAUUAUUUUUUGUUGUGCAAUGAAAUAUUCCCAGACGCCAAAAAAAUGGGUAUACAGGAGUUUAAAUGUAUUAAGAAGGAACUGAAUGAGAGAUUUAACUUGGAUUUUAGGAUAGUAGACGUUGUGAACAAAUAUAGAGAGAUUUAUUACAAGUGGCAAAUUUGGGAAAAUUUUGUUAAUAAUAAGGAAUUCGUCUUAGCCCGCGCCUCCUGUACAGCGGACGUAUCAUGGCUGCAAAGUAAGUCCGAGGAAUGUCUUGAUACAAUUUCUGUAGACAAAGAAGGUCAGCCAAGUAUAGGCCUCUUGAAAUUUGUAUUUGGAAGCUCAGCAAAUGGCAGCAAAGGAAGUGAUUCUUUGAAGCCAACGGCAACAGUACAUGAGCAUGUUGGGGACUCUUCAAGGGACUUGGAAUUCCAUGAGCCAAAAACCAACUCCUCCAAUGAAGAAAUCAGUUUAUUAGAUGACCGCCACAAUAUUUCUGAAAGUAGCAAAUGUGUAAGAUUAGGCGGCUACUGUCCAAAGAGAAUAAAAAUGAAUGGUAGUCGUUGGACACGGACUGCUUUAGAGGAUGACGUGUUUCAGGGGAGAAAAACAUUGAGGUUGGUCUCAAAAACUUGUGGCUUGAUGUCAAAUAAACAUUUCUAUUUGUUCACGGGGAGAUUAUUGAUGAAUCCACGUGAAAGAUCGUGGUUUUAUUUUGUCAAGCCCUCAUUGCGUUUGAGAUAUCUAGAAAAACAGUUUAAAAAGUUUAGUGCAGACAGAGUGAUACCAGAGCCGACCCAACCGACCGGCGCCGACCCUACCGUACCGCCUCUGGCUCCGACCGAGGCCAGCGAUCUGAAGGAGAAUCCUCGCCUGAGUCCAUGGACUCUGACCAACAACUGACCGUGAGUCACUGAGUCGCCUCUUGCAGCCAGCUCGACACGACCAGGCCAGCUACCUCCUACCGCCGAUUUGAAGUAUGUCCUAAUCUGAAAAAUCUAAGUUUCACCUGUUGGUAUUUUACUAGUUUUGCAAUGUGAUAUACACAUGAAUGUUAAUUAAUUAGUUCUAGAGGUUAUCUCUUAAUUAAUCUUUUUUACUUGCUCUUUUAUUUCCUAAGGUAAGUUUGACUUCCAGUUUGCUAUUUUAUUUCUCUAAAAAGUGUUAGCCCAAAAUGAAGAUGUUGAAAUGGUCUGUUCAUGACUUGCAAGCAGCCAAGAACUCAAAUGAGUGAUUGAAAGUAAGGGUGUGCAUGCAU
Molecule: messenger RNA, 1368 nt
Organism: Quercus lobata
Lineage: Eukaryota; Viridiplantae; Streptophyta; Magnoliopsida; Fagales; Fagaceae
Exons: 3
Coding region: 66-1013 (315 amino acids)
Source: RefSeq, a predicted model, not a curated record